AAUAGCAUAAGAAAAGGCUUGAAUUGAUAAUUUCCCAAACUAUCUGCCGCUAACCAGAGUCGGUGUUUGGGAGCGCAAGCGCAAGCGCAAGCGCGGUGAGUGGGAGUGAGAGAGAACGACAGAUCCAUCGCGAGCCAAACAGAAAGCGACCGGAUCGCCUCGCCGGGCUCAAUCUUUGCUCCGCGAUGGAGUAUAGAAGGAUCAAAGACCAGGAUGAUGAUGAUGGUAAACCUCACACCGAUCUGGAGAGCCAAUAUGGGAAGCCUUUCUCUGGAAUUGAUAAUGUGCUUAACUCUGGAGCUGUCUCUAUCAAGAAACCUAAUUGGAAGCUAAAGUCAGUUGUGACGCUUGCAUUGACAUUGCUUACCAGCUCGCAAGCAAUACUCAUUGUGUGGUCUAAACGAGCUGGAAAGUAUGAUUACAGUGUAACAACAGCCAAUUUCUCAGUGGAGGCUUUAAAAUGUGUCUUCUCACUUGUAUCACUGCUUAGAAUCUGGAAAAGUGAAGGGGUUACAGCUGACAAUAAGUUAGCAACAACUUUUGAUGAAGUCAGUGUUUAUCCAAUCCCUGCACUGCUAUACCUUGUUAAAAAUUUACUGCAGUAUUACAUCUUUGCAUAUGUGGAUGCUCCUGCUUACCAGAUAUUGAAGAACCUGAAUAUCAUCAGCACUGGUGUUUUGUACCGCAUUAUUUUGAAGAAGAAGUUAAGUGAAAUUCAGUGGGCAGCUUUUAUUUUGUUAUGUGCAGGAUGCACAACAGCUCAAUUGAACUCCAAUUCUGACCGGGUUCUUCAAACUCCUUUUCAGGGUUGGCUGAUGGCCAUUGUCAUGGCUCUUCUAAGUGGCUUUGCUGGAGUGUACACAGAGGCUAUCAUCAAGAAACGCCCUUCAAGAAAUAUCCAUGUGCAGAAUUUUUGGUUGUACAUAUUUGGGAUGAUUUUUAACAUAAUUGCAAUAUUCGUCCAAGACUACAAUGAAGUUAUGAACAAAGGAUUCUUUCAUGGCUACUCCUUCAUUACAGUUUGUAUGAUUCUGAACCACGCACUCAGUGGUAUUGCAGUUUCGAUGGUUAUGAAAUAUGCCGAUAACAUUGUGAAGGUAUAUUCCACUUCAGUUGCAAUGCUUUUAACGGCCAUUGUGUCGGUGUUCCUUUUCAGCUUCCAUCUGUCACUCGCCUUCUUUCUCGGCUCCACGGUUGUUUCUGUCUCUGUGUACUUGCACUCAAUCGGAAAACUACAACCACAAAAGUGAAGCUUUUUGCUGGGAGUUUAGAAGUUGAAACAAGCUCCAUCUUCCAAGUGUGGUGCAUCAGAACUUGAAUGUCACAUUCUUGUAAGAAACAAAAUGGUAGUAAGAAUUGUUGACAAAAUCUGGAAAUGAAGCAUUGCAUGAACUUACCGAUCUAUAUUGGAGAGAAGUCACUGAGCAGUGACAACUUUUUUUUAUUAUUA
Zingiber officinale is the source of this 1450-nucleotide messenger RNA. RefSeq names its product CMP-sialic acid transporter 2-like. NCBI's taxonomy places the organism in Eukaryota, Viridiplantae, Streptophyta, Magnoliopsida, Zingiberales, Zingiberaceae. Gene Ontology annotation, cellular component: Golgi membrane. Gene Ontology annotation, biological process: pyrimidine nucleotide-sugar transmembrane transport. The coding region runs from base 186 to 1250 and encodes 354 amino acids. Gene Ontology annotation, molecular function: pyrimidine nucleotide-sugar transmembrane transporter activity. The record is from RefSeq and is a predicted model, not a curated record. The transcript is spliced from 15 exons.